This is a messenger RNA of Peromyscus eremicus (cactus mouse), 2638 nucleotides long. RefSeq names its product angiotensin-converting enzyme-like protein Ace3. Gene Ontology annotation, molecular function: metallopeptidase activity; peptidyl-dipeptidase activity. The transcript is spliced from 15 exons. The record is from RefSeq and is a predicted model, not a curated record. Gene Ontology annotation, cellular component: plasma membrane. The coding region runs from base 47 to 2290 and encodes 747 amino acids. Gene Ontology annotation, biological process: proteolysis. NCBI's taxonomy places the organism in Eukaryota, Metazoa, Chordata, Mammalia, Rodentia, Cricetidae.
CUCGUGAUUGGCCAUUGCCUCUCCCAGCUCUGCUGUUCUCUUGGUCAUGGGAACAAGAUGGACUUGCCCUGGACCUCCCCUACUUGUGCUCCUCUAUUGUGGACAGCUCUUGUCAUGGCUCAGGACUGUGGGAGAGCCAAGCUUAGAUGAGUUCUACAAUGAAACUCAAGCAAAGAUGUUCCUGCAGUUUUAUGAACAAACAGCCCAAGUUGUGUUGAGCGAGUUCAUGGAGGCCACUUGGAACUAUGUCACCAAUAUCACCAGGCAAAAUCGAGAGAACAUGCUGCAGAAGGAGGUGGAAAGGUCUCAGUUCAUGUUGUACUUUGGUACCCGAGCCCGCUUGUUUAAGACAGACCAAUUCCAGGACCCGGAAGUGAAGCGCAUGCUGAGUAAGCUGCAGAACGUAGACAAGUCGGCCUUGCCCACGGAGGAGCUUCGGGAGUACAACAGACUUCUGACCUACAUGGAGACAACAUAUAGUACAGCUGAAGUGUGCCUGAAUGAGGGUCCCUGCUUGUCUCUGGAGCCUGACCUUGAAGAAAUCAUGGCUACCUCCAGGGACCAGAAGGAGCUCCUAUGGGCCUGGCAGGGCUGGCGGGAUGCCGUGGGUCGCCAGAUUCGUCCUAUCUUUGAGUACUAUGUACAGCUCAGCAACGAGGCUGCACAAUAUAAUGGGUACGAAAACAUGGGGGCUUUGUGGAGGUCCAAGUACGAGUCUGAGACCUUUGAGCAGGACCUGGAGCAGCUCUAUGAGGAGCUGCAACCGCUCUACCUGAACCUGCAUGCCUAUGUGCGCCGCUCACUGUACCAAUACUAUGGGCCUGAGCUCAUCAACCUGCGGGGGCCCAUCCCUGCCCACCUCCUGGGGAACAUGUGGGCUCAGUCGUGGGAAAACAUCCUAGACCUGGUCCUGCCCUACCCAAAAAAGCCACCGGAGGAUAUCACAAAGAUCAUGAAGAGUCAGCACUGGAAGCCUGAAAAAAUGUUUCAUGAGGCUGACAUCUUCUUUACCUCUAUGGGACUACUCCCUGUCCCACCUGACUUCUGGAUAAAAUCAAUGCUGGAGAGGCCAGUUGACGGGCGGGAUGUGGAGUGCCAUGCCUCAUCCUGGAAAUUCUACAGACCUGACGACGUCAGGGUAAAGAAGUGCACCGAGGUGACCAUAGAAGACCUGCUCUCCAUCUUCCACCAGAUGGGCCAUAUCCAGUACUACUUGCAGUUCCAGAACCUCUCUAUAAUCUACCAAGAAGGGGCCAGCCCAGCCUUUGAAGAGGCUGUGGGCUCAGUGAUCACCCUCUCGGCCUCUUCCCACAAGCACCUGAUCACCAGAGGUCUGCUCGGACAACAGUACCUGGAUGCAGAGGAGGAGGUCAACUACCUGUUGAGCAUGGCCUUGGAGAAGAUUGCCUUCAUCCCGUUCAGCUACAUGGUAGAUGCGUUUCGUUGGAAGGUCUUUGAUGGCACGAUUACGAAGACCGUCUACAACCAGGAGUGGUGGAACUUCAGGUUGAAGUACCAGGGCCUGUGCCCACCUAUUCCUCGGUCAGAAGAUGAUUUUGACCCAGGGGCCAAGUUCCACAUUCCUGCCAGCGUGCCCUAUGUCCGGUACUUCCUUAGCCUAGUACUCCAGUUUCAACUUCAUGAAGCACUGUGCAGGGCCGCAGGCCACGUGGGCCCUCUGCACCGGUGUGAUAUUUUUAACUCCAAGGUGGCCGGGAAGAUGCUAGGGGAUGUCCUGAAGCUGGGCUCCAGCCGGCCUUGGCAGGAGGUCCUAAUGGAGAUGACUGGAGAGCCCAGUAUAUCCACCGAGGCCAUGUUGUCUUACUUCAAGCCACUGCUGACCUGGCUGGUGAAUGAGAACGUGCAGCAGGGGGACAUCCUCGGCUGGCCAGACUUCAGCUGUUCUUUUGAAGAAAAAACCACAACCAGAAAAGUGUCAUUCCUGGGUAUGCAGCUGGUGCCUGACCGGGCACAGCUUGGCCAGUGGGUGCUGCUAAGCAUUUGUUUGGUCAUGCUUCUCUUCAUCCUGGGGCUGGGCUGUAGGCUGCACUACUUGGAAAAACAGUCACUGGACAAGGAUACUCUGAUCCUCACCACCCUGCCUUACACCUACUUCCUGGGCAUAGCCAUGAAACCCCAUCAGGCAGCCCAAAAGCAGUGGAUCCUGCUGAGCCUCUGCUUCAGCCUUAUUCUGUGCUCCAUUGGCCUGCUCAUUUGGAUUCUCACACAACACCAGAGGAAGCCUCCAUGGAUGACAACUGAGUCACAGAGCUGGGAGUACCCAUCAUAGAGACUGCCAGCCUGCUCCCCACAUUCAGGGACAGCCAAGACACCUCUGCCCCCCAGGAGGCCACGCCUAGCAGCCCUCCCAUCUCUCAGCCACUGUGGCCGAGGUCCCCCACCAGGUAUUGUGACUCUGUGUGGCACAGGCACAUCCAGCCCAGGACUCCAUGCCUCCCACCUGGACUACAGCAGAAGCCUCACUGAGCCUCCUUGGCCAUCUACCCUCCCCCAUCCACUUUGUAAAAUUUAUUUCUGCCAGAAUAUUUGCUUCAAAUGUCUCUUCAAAUUUCCUUCCGAACAUCAAACUGCUCAAGAACUCAGCUGUCCGUCAAUUAAAUCUGGAUGUUCAAAUUAG